GUUAUUGAACGUUAAAAGCCAAGAGGCGCUCUCUCUCUCUCAUCGCAGAUAUCAUCAUCAUUCAUCAAAUUCAAAUCGAAAGGGGCUUAGGGUUUGAGAGAGAGAAGAGGUCCAAAAUCCGAAAUCACGGAUCAUCGUCUUCGAUCUCAGCAGCAAGAUCUCCCGAUGGACAAGUACGAGAAGCUCGAGAAGGUUGGCGAAGGAACGUACGGGAAGGUAUACAAAGCCAUGGAGAAGGCGAGUGGGAAGCUUGUUGCCCUGAAGAAGACGAGACUCGAGAUGGACGAAGAAGGUAUUCCUCCUACUGCUCUUCGUGAGAUUUCCCUUCUCCAGAUGCUCUCCCACUCUCUCUAUGUCGUUCGCCUCCUCUGCGUCGAACAUGUUCUCCAAUCCACCGACUCCAUUUCCCCUUCCCCAGCCGUUUCUCCCUCUCCCAAAUCCAAUCUCUACCUCGUCUUCGAGUAUCUUGACACCGAUCUUAAGAAGUUCAUUGAUUCGCACCGGAAGGGUCAAAACCCCAGACCCCUUGACCCUUCCCUCAUUCAGAGGUUUAUGUUUCAGCUCUGCAAGGGCGUUGCCCACUGCCACAGCCAUGGCGUCCUCCACCGUGACCUUAAACCCCAGAAUCUUCUUCUCGACAAGGAUAAAGGCAUCCUUAAGAUCGCCGAUCUGGGUCUUGGCCGUGCUUUCACCGUCCCUCUCAAAUCCUACACCCACGAAAUCGUCACCCUCUGGUACAGGGCUCCUGAAGUUCUCCUUGGAUCCACUCAUUACUCCACCGGUGUUGAUAUUUGGUCUGUCGGUUGCAUCUUCGCCGAGAUGGUUAGGAGGCAAGCCCUCUUCCCAGGUGAUUCUGAGUUUCAGCAACUGCUUCAUAUUUUCAGAUUGCUGGGAACACCGACAGAACACCAAUGGCCGGGGGUUACUUCUCUGCGUGACUGGCAUGUCUAUCCAAAGUGGGAACCACAAAACUUAGCACGUUCUGUUCCAUCACUCUCUCCUGAAGGAGUUGAUCUUCUCUCGCAAAUGCUCAAGUAUGAUCCAGCCGAGAGAAUUUCGGCCAAAUCGGCACUCGACCACCCUUAUUUCGACAGCCUUGACAAGUCUCAGUUCUAAAGAUGCGCUCUUUAUACACCGAAUUCGAGUUCUCUCUCUUGGGGAUUUGCUUGUUUUGUCAAUCAUCGUCUCGGUGAUUUUUGACGUUUGGUUUGCAUAACGUUCUCUUCUUUCUUUACGCAUUGGUUGUAUUCCUGACUUGUAAGCUACAAAGAAAAACCGAAAGGUUUCUUGAUAUUUCGUUAUUGAAUGAUCUUUUAUCA
Molecule: messenger RNA, 1319 nt
Organism: Tarenaya hassleriana
Lineage: Eukaryota; Viridiplantae; Streptophyta; Magnoliopsida; Brassicales; Cleomaceae
Product: cyclin-dependent kinase B1-2
Exons: 4
Coding region: 166-1116 (316 amino acids)
Biological process (GO): regulation of gene expression; G1/S transition of mitotic cell cycle; protein phosphorylation
Cellular component (GO): nucleus; cytoplasm; cyclin-dependent protein kinase holoenzyme complex
Molecular function (GO): cyclin-dependent protein serine/threonine kinase activity; ATP binding; cyclin binding
Source: RefSeq, a predicted model, not a curated record